AUGGCGGAGGAGUCCCAGCUCCACCACCGGGCGGGCAGGCAGGGAGCUGCCGCCGGCAGUCCCGCACCCGCGCACUUGCUGGAGAUGAGGCGUGCAGCGCUGCGGGUCUGCCUCCUGGUCUUGGCCGCCCUGGGCCGCCCCGGCGCCGGCAGCGAGCACGACGAGGAGCACGACGGCGAGGACCUCUCGCACUCCCCCGAGAAAGGUCCUGGCCACAGUCACUGGAGCUAUGAAGAGCGGGAGCACUGGGGCGAGGACUACCCAGACUGUGCAGGCACUUUGCAGUCUCCCAUCAACAUCGACAUGUCCAGAACCAUCUUCAGUCCACAGCUGCGGCCAAUACAGCUCUCUGGCUACAGUCUUCCCGCCAAGGAGAAGCUCAGGCUGAGGAAUAAUGGGCACACAGUUCAGCUCGAUCUGCCAGAGUCACUGGCUAUCACUGGUGGCUAUGCCCAGCAGUACCGAGCUGUGCAGCUGCACCUGCACUGGGGCUCUCUGUCGGGACGUGGCUCAGAGCAUACCAUCAACGGGCACCGCUUUGCUGCAGAGAUCCAUGUGGUGCACUACAACAGCAAGUAUGACAGCUUUAAUGAGGCAAUGGUCCAUCCAGAUGGCCUAGCUGUACUGGCAGCCUUCCUGGAGGUUGGACCAAGGGAGAACCCAUACUAUCAGGAAAUACUUGAACACCUGUACAAAAUUCAAGGUGAAGGUGAAGAAGUCUGGGUGCCUGGAUUCAAUAUUGAAGGUCUGCUGCCUGCCAACCUGAAAUUCUACUUGCACUACAAUGGUUCUCUGACCACCCCUCCAUGUUACCAGACAGUGAAGUGGACAAUCUUCAACCAGACCAUGCUGCUCUCUCAUGACCAGAUGUCAACACUGGUGAUGACCCUGAGAAAUGAUGACAACAAACCCCUGCAGAACAAUUACCGGCCAGUGCAGGGCCUACACAGGCGACAGGUGCUGUCAAGUUUCCAGACCACAGCAAAGCAGCUGCCUCCUGGUAAUGAAGGCUCAACAGCAACAGAAGGACACACCAGCUCUUCAUUUCAUGCAGGGGAUGUGCUGGCUGUGCUCUUCGGGGUGCUCUUUGCCAUCACAGCACUGGCCUUCCUGCUGUACAUCCUCAAGCACCGCAGCCAGAACACACGGCUGGACUCACCGGGCAAAUCCAAGGUCAUCUACACAGCAGCUACCACUGAGAACACUGCAUGA
This is a messenger RNA of Indicator indicator, 1212 nucleotides long. Its product is annotated as carbonic anhydrase 9-like. The record is from RefSeq and is a predicted model, not a curated record. The transcript is spliced from 13 exons. Gene Ontology annotation, cellular component: plasma membrane. The coding region runs from base 1 to 1212 and encodes 403 amino acids. NCBI's taxonomy places the organism in Eukaryota, Metazoa, Chordata, Aves, Piciformes, Indicatoridae. Gene Ontology annotation, molecular function: carbonate dehydratase activity; zinc ion binding.